Seminavis robusta is the source of this 771-nucleotide messenger RNA. NCBI's taxonomy places the organism in Eukaryota, Bacillariophyta, Bacillariophyceae, Naviculales, Naviculaceae. The record is from the annotation of a GenBank genome assembly.
AUGAAGCUGUCCAUCACAACUGCUACCACCAUUGCCCUUGGGGUUGCCUUGUCUCUUUCAAGCGCAAAUGCUUUCUUUGAUGCUCCCAGUAGUGAAGAGCUGUUGGCUGCCUAUCCAGCUCUCGAAACUACGGAACGAGAGGGCAAUCCAUUGAUUCUCUGUCCAUUCUUGCGAAUGCUAGAGCGAUCAGGAAGACUUGAUGAAGUAGAACAAGAAAGUGGAGAACAAAUCAUUGAGAAUAGAGACCUCAAGCGAGCAGCUAAUGAUUUUGGAUGUGACACAACAACAGCAUGUGGGCCUGUCAUUGACACUGUCUCUGCUGGCCAAUGCCUUACAGAAGAAUUCUCUCUCUCCAAUCUCAAUCCUUUCAAGCCAAGUGUAGUGGACUUGGAACGCCUCUGGGAAGCUCCGCCGGUCUCGCAUGAAUGUGGAUUUACCUUUGAGAAUGGCCUUGGCGAAAAUGGUGUCUCAGCAACACGAUUGGAGAGUACACUAGCCAAACUGUUGGACCGAGCUGAUGACAAUGAUCACUUGGUAUAUCAAGACAUUCUGGACACCAAGAAUGAGAUUUGUGCAGAGGAAGGAGUCAUUAUUUCCGCUCCUGGGUUGAUAGAAGCACAGCUCAUUUUUGCUUAUCUUGGAGGAGUUGAACGAGGGUAUGUGGAAUAUGAUGAUGUUGCCGGCUUCCUGGCAAUUGACAGUAAAAUGCCCCAAACCAAAGCAGCAAGGCCGAUUUCUGCUCCCUAUCUCUUGCUGGUGAACGCAAACUAG